Tachyglossus aculeatus (Australian echidna) is the source of this 4139-nucleotide messenger RNA. It is a transcript of the gene ATP6V0A2, whose product is annotated as ATPase H+ transporting V0 subunit a2. The transcript has 20 exons. Gene Ontology annotation, biological process: vacuolar acidification; proton transmembrane transport. Gene Ontology annotation, molecular function: ATPase binding; proton-transporting ATPase activity, rotational mechanism. The coding region runs from base 20 to 2602 and encodes 860 amino acids. The record is from RefSeq and is a predicted model, not a curated record. NCBI's taxonomy places the organism in Eukaryota, Metazoa, Chordata, Mammalia, Monotremata, Tachyglossidae. Gene Ontology annotation, cellular component: plasma membrane; vacuolar proton-transporting V-type ATPase, V0 domain; vacuolar proton-transporting V-type ATPase complex.
GUCGGUCGGCCGGCCGGCGAUGGGAGCGGCGUUCCGGAGCGAGCCGGUGCGGCUGGCGCAGCUGUUCCUGCAGGCGGGCACCGCCUACCCCUGCCUCAGCGCCCUCGGGGAGAAGGCGCUCGUCCACUUCAGAGACCUCAAUCAAAACGUAAGUGCAUUUCAGAGAAAAUUUGUUGGUGAAGUGAAGAGGUGUGAGGAACUGGAACGAAUAUUGGCAUUUUUAGUGCAAGAAAUUAAAAGAGCCGACAUUCCCCUUCCUGAGGGAGACACGAGCCCUCCGGCCCCACCUCUCAAGCAAGUUUUAGAAAUGCAGGAACAGUUACAGAAACUGGAAGUCGAGAUGAGAGAAGUGACUAAGAACAAGGAAAAACUAAGGAAAAACCUGCUUGAACUAAUAGAAUACACCCACAUGCUGAGGGUGACCAAAACGUUUGUUAAACGAAAUGCUGAGUUUGAAGCCUCUUUACAACCCAGUUAUGAAGAAUUUCCUUCUUUAGACAAGGACUCCUUGGACUAUAACUGCAUGCAGCGACUAGGUGCCAAACUGGGGUUCGUAUCGGGCUUAGUUCAUCGAGCAAGAGUUGAAGCGUUUGAAAGAAUGCUGUGGAGGGUCUGCAAAGGUUACACUAUUGUCACCUAUGCAGAGCUAGACGAAUGCCUUGAAGAUCCUGAAACUGGAGAAGUCACGAAAUGGUAUGUGUUUUUAAUAUCCUUUUGGGGUGACCAGAUUGGCCAGAAGGUUAAGAAGAUAUGUGAUUGUUAUCACUGCCACGUGUACCCAUAUCCCAGUACCGCUGAGGAACGGAGGGAAGUUAACGAGGGACUAAAUACGCGCAUUCAAGAUCUUUACACUGUGCUGCACAAAACCGAAGAUUAUUUAAGGCAAGUGUUGUGUAAAGCCGCAGAGUCCAUCUAUACGUGGGUGAUCCAAGUGAAGAAGAUGAAAGCCAUUUAUCACAUGCUCAACAUGUGUAGUUUUGACGUCACGAACAAGUGUCUCAUUGCGGAGGUGUGGUGCCCAGAGGCGGAUCUGCACAGUUUGAGGCGGGCGCUGGAGGAGGGAUCGCGAGAGAGCGGAGCUACAAUUCCUUCAUUCAUGAACACAAUCCCAACGACCGAAACGCCUCCGACUCUAAUCCGCACCAACAAAUUCACUGAAGGAUUCCAGAACAUUGUGGAUGCUUAUGGAAUCGCGAACUACGGAGAAGUUAACCCAGCUCUCUACACCAUUAUCACAUUUCCUUUUUUGUUUGCGGUGAUGUUUGGAGACUUUGGACAUGGCCUUUUGAUGUUCAUUUUUGCUUUCCUGAUGGUGUUGUAUGAAAAUCAUCCUAGAUUGAAGCAAUCACAAGAUGAGAUCAUGAAGAUGUUUUUUGAAGGACGUUAUGUCAUUAUGCUGAUGGGACUUUUCUCAGUAUAUACGGGCCUCAUUUACAAUGAUUGCUUUUCAAAAUCAGUAAACAUAUUUGGCUCAAAGUGGAACGUUUCGGCAAUGUACGUACCUGCUAAUGCUGCAGAAGGAGUUAAUCAAUCUGGUCUCUGGACUGAAAAUGAUGUGGCCUCUAACCCGUUUCUACAGUUGAAUCCAGCCAUUUCUGGAGUGUUCAUGGGUCCUUACCCUUUUGGGGUAGAUCCGAUUUGGAAUUUGGCCACCAAUCGCCUCACUUUCCUAAACUCUUUCAAAAUGAAAAUGUCUGUGAUUUUGGGCGUCGCUCACAUGAUUUUUGGAGUUGUUUUGGGAAUCUUCAACCACUUGCAUUUCAAGAAGAAGUACAAUAUCUAUCUGGUUUGCAUCCCUGAACUCCUCUUCAUGCUCUGUAUCUUUGGAUACCUUAUAUUUAUGAUUCUGUAUAAAUGGCUUGCCUAUUCAGCAGAAAACUCCCGGACUGCUCCAAGCGUUCUGAUUGAAUUCAUUAAUAUGUUCCUAUUUCCAAUGAGUGGAUCGAGUGAGCUUUAUCCAGGGCAGGGUCAUUUUCAGCGGUUCUUGCUCCUUAUCGCAGUAUUUUCGGUACCCGUGUUAUUCUUGGGAAAACCACUUUACCUGCUGUGGCUGCACAAUGGAGGACGUUUCUUUGGAUCCUUCAGACGUGGUUAUACCUUAGUAAGAAAAGACAGUGAGGAAGAAAUUUCUUUGUUGAGAGCUCAUAACAUGGAAGAGGGAAACCUCCAGUUGGAGAGCGAUGGACCCAGAGAAAGAGAUGUAGAGGAGUUCAACUUUGGAGAAAUUUUUAUGACUCAAGCCAUUCAUUCCAUUGAGUACUGCUUAGGAUGCGUCUCCAACACGGCAUCGUAUCUGAGACUUUGGGCCCUCAGUUUGGCUCAUGCACAGUUAUCAGAAGUGCUGUGGGAGAUGAUCAUGCGAGUGGGACUCCGUGUGGACAGAACCUAUGGGGUCGUAUUGCUGGUUCCUGUUUUAGCCUUCUUCGCCGUUCUGACGGUAUUCAUUCUUUUACUCAUGGAAGGACUUUCUGCAUUUCUGCAUGCCAUACGGCUGCAUUGGGUGGAGUUUCAGAACAAGUUCUAUGUCGGUGCAGGCAACAAGUUUAUUCCUUUCUCUUUUAAGCUGAUUUCCUUACAUUUUAAUAAAGUUGACAUGGCCUGAUUGGCCGCUGACACCAUAAGCUUUUAGGGAUAUGGAGCCUUACGUUGUUGAAUCUCACCUAGAAUUUGUGGUAUAAAAAGCUUCUCUUCCCCCCCACUGAUAACAGCCAAAUAAUUCUAUGGGAUUUACCUCUCUCUCAAACACAUUCAUUGGCUACUGGGAUAUUUUGUAACCCAAGUUGCAAAUUUUGUUACUUUCGUGGUGAACAAAAUGUAAAUUAGAGUUGUUUUGUGUUUAUUUCUAAAACAGACGUCUGUCGUAAUUGUCAGUAACAUUAAGUUUUUCGUUCCACAAAGUAUGUACAAAUUUCCUCAUCUACUCUCUUAACUGACAUAAUUGAUCAGACACCUUAAUUUUGGAGCAGUUAAAAUUAAGAUGUAUUUUCCUUUAAGUACUUAUAGUAAUGGAUGGCGAAAAUAUUACAUUUAUAAAACGUGCUGCCUUUUGCCAGUUGCGAUGACUGUAGUAUUAUUAAUAAACAUAUAUUUUUUUACAUUAUGGGGCUAAAAGGAGAUAAAGUAGCAACAGAUUUCAUUGUUGAAAGUGUUUUUUUUAAUGUUUUAGUUUUUAAGGAUCUGACCCAGUUGUCUUUCUCAAAAACCCUAUAAAUAGCUGAAGAGUGAGAAUAAACUAGAGGGUGGGGUUCCAGAGAGAAACAGAAUCAAUUUAAGGAAUUAUGCACGUCAUUUUAUUGCGGUGACCAGUUUACCUGACGUUGAACCAAAGGCUUUGAAACUGAAUGAAGGAAAUGGUAUAAAGUUGAUUUUGUAUAUUUUUAUAAUAAAGUUUAAAUUAAAAUAUUUUACCAUAAAUUGACAUUUUGUGUCGCGAGAACAGCGUAAGCAAUUUUACACGUUCUCUUUUAUUAUGCUUAAUUCUAAGUAAAGGUCAAAGUACCGUAUUUAGAGGUAAUAUUUUAAAUUGACUUUUUUCAAGAUAGCCAUUAAUUUAAAACGAACUUUCAUCGUUAAGAUACUAAUUUAUGGUCUUCCCUAUAAAUUUAGACCCGUUUAUCCAACUAAAAUUUAAUUUCCCCAACUGCUGAUUUCAAACCUAUUUUGUAUUAACGUGUUGUGUGAUUUUUUUAAUUUUGUUUUUCAAUUCGUUUUCAGUGUUUUAGAUGCCUUUCAAAAUGAAACAAGUCAGGACAUAUUUCCAUCUGCUUAAAAUUUAAAUUUUUUUGGUUUUCUUAGCAAAUGAUGUGUACUUUUGCAGUCCUUAACAUAAGCUGACACAUGUAAUAUUAUACUCCUUUAACCUGUUUUGUAGGAGAGUAGCCGUCAGUUUUAGUUCAUUACGAGAUUAAGCCAGGACUAAAUUUAAGGUCUUCAAGAGAUUAUUUUAAAAUGAGAUUUGAUAAAAGAUGUGAAUAUCGGAGAACUUAGUUUGUUGAACAGGUUUUGAGGAUCUCUUUUGGUGUGUUUCCUGUUGAUAUAGAAUGAAAAGUUUUCUAAUAAUGUGAAUCAUCUUUUCCUAUGCAGACAGAAAUGCUCAACGCAGGCUAAUUUAAAAACUUAUAAACAAGGAAUUUAAGUUC